Messenger RNA from Agrilus planipennis (emerald ash borer), 1406 nucleotides. Its product is annotated as bystin. Gene Ontology annotation, molecular function: snoRNA binding. The record is from RefSeq and is a predicted model, not a curated record. The transcript is spliced from 5 exons. Gene Ontology annotation, biological process: rRNA processing. Gene Ontology annotation, cellular component: nucleolus; cytoplasm; preribosome, small subunit precursor. NCBI's taxonomy places the organism in Eukaryota, Metazoa, Arthropoda, Insecta, Coleoptera, Buprestidae. The coding region runs from base 82 to 1356 and encodes 424 amino acids.
GAGAAAGUUAUUUCUCUAACCACAUUGUUUGGGGGCAAGGACAGCGACUUAUUUACAGCGAAAAUACUUUAAGCAAAAAUAAUGGGAAAAGGAAGGAAAUUGAAGCUAUCCCAAGUGGAGAAGAAGCGUCCAUUAGAAGAUGAUAUUUCUGAUGCAAAAUUUGCAAAAUCCAAAAACCGUAAUAAAAUUCGACAGCGCAAAGACGACGACGAAGAGUAUGUAGAUUCUUCUUUAUCGAGAAAAAUUCUCUCCGCUGCUCGUCAGCAGCAAAGAGAAGUGGAAGAAGAAUUUCCAACCUUAGACGAAUCACUUCAACAUAAACCAAAGCGAACAAAAUUGGAUGAAGAUACUUCAGAAGAAUCAGAAUCAGAUGAAGAUACGCUGGAGCAUGAACCUUACUACGAAAAUAUUGAGAUAAAUGAAGAAGAUGAACGAGCUAUUGAUAUUUUUAUGAGAAGAGAUGGCAAAACAGGGAGAACUCUUGCUGAUAUUAUAAAAGAUAAAAUAACAGAAAAACAAACAGAAAUAGAAACAAAAUUUAGUGAUGUAGGUAGCUUACAAAUACAAGAUAUAGAUCCUAGGGUGAAGGAAUUAUAUGAGGGGGUAAAACAAGUAUUGCAAAAAUAUAGGAGUGGAAAAUUACCAAAAGCCUUUAAACUUAUUCCUAAAUUAAGAAAUUGGGAACAAAUUCUUUAUAUUACAGAUCCUACAUGUUGGUCAGCUGCUUCUAUGUAUCAAGCAACCAGAAUUUUUGCUUCAAAUUUAAAAGACAACAUGGCACAAAGAUUUUACAAUUUAGUACUGUUGCCACGAGUAAGAGAUGAUAUUGCUGAAUACAAAAGGCUUAAUUUUCAUCUCUAUCAAGCUUUACGAAAAGCCCUUUAUAAACCUGGUGGUUUUAUGAAAGGGAUUUUGCUUCCACUUCUUGAAAGUGGCACUUGUACUUUAAGAGAAGCAAUCAUUGUUGGAUCAGUAAUUGCUAAAAAUUCAAUACCAGUUUUACAUGCAUCAGCAGCUAUGCUACGAAUAGCUGAAAUGGAAUACACAGGUGCAAAUUCCAUUUUAUUAAGAAUAUUUUAUGACAAGAAGUAUGCAUUGCCUUAUAGGGUGAUAGACGGCUCUGUAUUUCAUUUUUUAAGAUUUGAAUAUGAUAAGAGAGAAAUGCCAGUUCUGUGGCACCAAGCUCUUUUAACAUUUACCCAAAGAUAUAAUUCCUUUAUAUCAAAUGAACAAAAAGAGGCACUUUUGGAACUUAUUAAAAAACAAUCUCACCCUUUAAUAACACCCGAAAUUCGACGGGAACUGCAAAAAAUUACUAUUGAACAACCAGAAUCGUUGCAAAUGGUUACAGAAUAAUUUUUUGUAAGAGAAUGUAUGAUAAUUAAAUAAUAUAGACAACAUUUAAA